AUGGCAGACCGAACUCCCUCCAAGAGCCCUACUCAGGGCAAGCAUGAUGAUUCCCCGCCUACCACAGGACAGGACAAUCCUGACCUGCAAGAUGACACUAACUCCCAGGAAGACCAGGAUGUGGAGACAGUUCGCGAACAGCUAGCCAGGGAGGAGCCAGGAAUCUUCAACGAUGGUGACAACAGCAGUUUCGACCUGAUCGAAGACGAAAACGGAUUCGAGAGAUACAUUGGAGCUUACGAGAGACUGAAGAACACUGGUCUUUCUGCGGAAGACUUGCCAUCUGACAACCCGAUCAUCAAAGAGUGGAUCGAGCCACUCGUUCAGGCCAUGACCACAUGCGACGACGCGAUGGACACGAAGACCCCGAAAGGAAGAACUUCUACUGCCGUCAAUCGUAUAAAGCGAAUGAAGAAGUUCGAGAUGGUGCUCGUGGCCUGGAGAGUUGCUCGUGCGGUGCGCGACGCACAGAGUGGCAGAGGUCCCGGUGUUUUGGGGGACAAGAAUCAAUCACCCGAAAAGUUUGAGUCCUCGGAUGACCGACUCCUUGGAGUCAUUUCAGUCUUGAUGGUCUGGAAGAACGCCGUCAUUAACCUUAUCGACAACUUCGAGAAACAUGGUCGCUUGCUAGCUGCAAGCCCGCACGCGGCAUUUCAGCGGAUGAAGGGCAAUCGGAAAACCAACGACGCACAAGCCAAGGUGAUCGCUAUAGGUCGGAAGAUGGAUGAAUCCAAAUCGAGCACUCGGAAGAACCAAGACGAGCGUGUGCGGGAAACUCAGGCCAGGAAGCUCGAGCAUUGGAAUCAACAAGCCCGCAAGACAGCCCCUACCUCCACCAGCCAUCCUUCGACGGGUGGAACCAUUCAGCCGGACAUGACUCACAAGAAGAACAAAUCUGGUUCUCUCUCGAAGACCUUGUCGCUCACGUCUUCCAAGCGUCCCUAUAGCAUCCACGCCGAGGAGGCCUUGUCCCAAGACGACGAGCGUUCCGAUCAGAGCUCCAGCGCCACAACCGCCUUCAAGGGUCACAAGAGACAGAAGCUUGACCAACGAGAGGGAGAUAGUCCACUGUACCUCAUCGAAUACGAAGCUGAUGACGAGGAGGGAGACGAGGAGGGAGACGAGGAGGGAGACGAGGAGGGAGACGAGGAGGGAGACGAGGAGGAGUACGAGGAUGAGUACGAGGAAGGAGAAGAGUGA
Molecule: messenger RNA, 1200 nt
Organism: Diaporthe amygdali
Lineage: Eukaryota; Fungi; Ascomycota; Sordariomycetes; Diaporthales; Diaporthaceae
Exons: 3
Coding region: 1-1200 (399 amino acids)
Source: RefSeq, a predicted model, not a curated record